This is a messenger RNA of Struthio camelus australis, 796 nucleotides long. RefSeq names its product C-C motif chemokine ligand 20 (gene CCL20). Gene Ontology annotation, molecular function: chemokine activity. The record is from RefSeq and is a predicted model, not a curated record. Gene Ontology annotation, cellular component: extracellular region. Lineage: Eukaryota; Metazoa; Chordata; Aves; Struthioniformes; Struthionidae. Gene Ontology annotation, biological process: immune response.
CACAGUCGCUGCACGCAGUGAGAAUGGCUGCCUUCAACUGCAGGAGCUUGGUGUUGGCCUCUCUGUUAGCGCUUCUGGUGCUGUUGCUGUUUGGUGCCUCCCAAGCACAAAGCAACCAAGACUGCUGCCUCUCUUACAGCAAAGGGCGCCUGCCUCGGUGGGCCAUAAAGGGCUAUACUGAACAGCUCUCCAGUGAAGUCUGCGAUAUCAGUGCAAUCAUUUUCCACACCCACAGUGGACUGAACGCCUGUGUAAAUCCUAAGGAAGGCUGGGUGAAGAAGCAUCUUCUUUGGUUGAGCCAUAAGCUCAAGAGGAUGUCGAUGUGAUGUGGUUUCCAGCAGGGAACUAAACACAGACGUGGCUGAAGAACCACUAGGUUCAACCUCUCGGUUGAGAUCAUUGUCUUGUACACCGUUGUGUGCUUACUCACCGCUAUCUCUGGCUUCUUUGGAACCGUUGAACUUCUGAAGUUGAUUCAUAUUGCAUCACUGUUUUGCUUGAAUUAAGCAUUUUGUUAAAGUUUCUAUUUUACUUACUAAUAUAUGACAGUAGAUUUAUAUUCAGUAAAGACUACCUUAAGCUAUUGUACAGAGUAUGUAUUCUAUUAGGUUUUUUGCAUAGUUGUUUUGUAUGUGUGCUGUGUGCUAUUCAGCAUAUGUAAAGCAGGUUAUUUAUUCUGUUAAUUUUGUUACUUCUUUGGCACUUUCUUGUGCCAAAAUGUUUCCUUUUAAUUCUAGUUAGCAUGAUAAUACAUUUUGAACUGUUGAUAAACAAAUUCUGUUUGUAAGAAAAAUGG